CAGAUCCUGCCGGCAGCAGCGGUGAAGAUGGCUGGCCUGAGAUGGAUGGCUGUGACGCUGGCCGUGUUCCUGUCUACUGGAAACAGUUUGGCCGUGGGUCAGAACCAACUUUUAACAAUUGUACAACAAGUUCGGAGAAAGUAUACAAACCCCAACGAUGAUCAAAGCAAAUUACCCAUGUUCAGUCUGGCUGUAAGCAUCCCAAAGAGCGGGGAAUCUUAUGAUGUCGGAGCAGUCCCUGACAAUGGUGAAGACGUGAAGAAUGCUAUGUUGAAAUGUGAGGUGUUCACCGGCACGAAGGUGGUAGGAGCCACACUUCUGUCAGACGUUUUCAAUCGGUGUAAAGAUGGACGUGUGCAAAGGCAAGAUGUUCUGGCUCAAUGCCCUCCGGGGGUUGUGACAUGGCUUGAUGUUGAGGAAAAGUGCAAGGAUAAAGUUGGUAAUAUAGAUGAUCAUGCAGAGUACCGCACCCUGCAGGCACUCAGCGCUAUACAAAACAAUAAUAACUUCAAGGAUUUGAUGCUAUUCUAUGUUUAUGCCGCUCCGUGUGAUCAAAAAUGUACAAGUGAAAAAAGUGACUGGAGCAUUCUCAAUACCAUACAACAGAUUACAAAGUGGGGUAAUUAUGCUGUGGUGUUUAAAAAGCUUUUCAUCCCCAAAGUUGGUGAAAAACCAACUAAGCCGGUCCGAGAACAAUCUCUUCGUAACCUUGCUUCCUCAGGCAAAAUCGGUCUUCAGAACAUUUUUCGUUGUGACAACAUAGAAGGUCAGAUGCAAUGUCUCAGCUGCUCCACUGAUGGUCUAGUUACACACUAUUGUGUUUCAGAUAAAAAGCCUAAACAAAAAGGGGGGGAGGAGGAUGAAGACGGGUGGAUAGCUGCUAGAGGUAAGAAAGGGUAAUCACAGAACAGUUAGCGGGGGCAGAGGAGGUGGGGGUUCUGGAGGAGGAAAUUGACAGAAGUUUAAUUUGUGCAUUUCCCUAUAAUUGGUUUUCAAACUCGUGCAGCUUAUAUGACAAACUGCCACAACUCUAGAGAGAAACAUUUACACAUUUACUGUUCUCAAUGCUUUUGGGAAAAAAUGCAAUUUGCUUUAAAUUUAAGAGUCUGUCAAAUGAAUGCAACACAUAUGACCGACAGAACUUCACAAUAAAGGCGACCAGCAGCAGGAUAGAUUUAAACGACCAGCUGUCUUGAGUCUGACUCUGGCCUGGAAAUGCACAGUUUAUCCUUGUAUCCUCGAUCAGUGUGCUGACGUACUUAGAUUGAGUUAUGCUCCAGAAAUCAGUCUAGCCUACAGGCCACUUAUCUUAUCAGCUUUUGUUGCUUCAUUUAAAUCUUCGCCUGCGUCUAUGAGACUGUUUUCAGAUAAUAUUCACAAAAAAAUAUAAAUGAAUAGCAUGAAUUGGUUGGGAACAACUUUGUCAAUAGUCCUCUAAUGUGUGAUUAAAUAUAAAAUACAUUGCAAAGUUUGUUUUAACUAAAAUAAAGAGGUUUGAUGUGAAUUAUACAAUAAAUAUUAUACACUGUCCUUCUGUAAAGAAAAGUCUCUGUUCUUUCUAAAUUAAAGCUUGG
Molecule: messenger RNA, 1574 nt
Organism: Seriola aureovittata
Lineage: Eukaryota; Metazoa; Chordata; Actinopteri; Carangiformes; Carangidae
Exons: 4
Coding region: 28-900 (290 amino acids)
Source: RefSeq, a predicted model, not a curated record